AUGGGCUGCGCUUCCAGUACCGAGACGUUCCAGCCAAUUCCAGACAGCUACACGUCCCUCGAUGAAGUUCAGAAAGCACUGCGACGCGUGGGGUUACAGUCGUCCGACUUGAUCAUCGCGGUGGACUUUACCGAAUCAAACCUGUGGAAAGGAGAGCAAACGUUUGAAGGACGGUCACUGCACUAUGUCGACACAUCGGGACGCGUGGUGAAUCCGUACCAAAAAGUAAUCUCGGCCAUAACGAGAGUAUUCGAGUUGUACAAUGACGACGACACUAUCCCGGCUUUUGGUUACGGUGGGUACCCGGACCGUCCAUUUGCCGAGCGGUACUUUGCAUUCGCCAAGGAUCACGGUUGUGAGCUCGACGAUGUUUUGCAGCGAUAUUUUGCCAUCGCUUCGACGAUGGAACUGAACUCUUCGGCUAGCUUUGUCCCGGUAAUCUACGAAGCGAUCAAGAUGGCCAAGAACAGUCGGCGCUACCACAUCCUGAUCAUCAUCGCAAACGGUCAUAUUGAUGACCCUGAGAUGGCUAGAAAGGCAAUUGUAGAGGCUUCCAAAUACCCGCUUUCGAUUAUCAUGGUCGGCGUCGGCGAUGGACCGUGGAACACGAUGAUUGAGUUCGAUGACCAGCUACCUGAGCGUCGUUUCGACAACUUUCAGUUUGUGAACUAUAACACUAUUCCGAAAGGAAAUUUGGAUAAUCCGGACGGAGGUUUUGCCAUGCAAGCACUCAUGGAAAUCCCAGGACAAUACAGCCGCAUUCGAGGGCUUGCUCUGAUCAAGAAUUAA
Molecule: messenger RNA, 789 nt
Organism: Peronospora matthiolae
Lineage: Eukaryota; Oomycota; Peronosporomycetes; Peronosporales; Peronosporaceae
Source: the annotation of a GenBank genome assembly